Messenger RNA from Peronospora farinosa, 558 nucleotides. Lineage: Eukaryota; Oomycota; Peronosporomycetes; Peronosporales; Peronosporaceae. The record is from the annotation of a GenBank genome assembly.
AUGAGCCCAAGUCCCGCAGACUCUGCCCAAGACCUCAACUACGCCUUCGCCAUGGAAUACACGCUCAAUACGCGCAUCAGAAAGCUCGACGGAACCAACUUCCACACGUGGAAGUUCAAGAUGCAAAUGGUGCUCGAAGAGCGUGAUCUAUGGGACGUCGUCAGUGGAGAGGUUAAGCUAGAGCACUGCGCUAAUGCGUUGGACCAGGCAACCUUCAAAAGGAAUUCGCGCAAAGCACUAGCAAUCAUUUGUCUCGCGAUGGAGGACUCGCAGCUACCGCUGGUCCGGUCGGCAAGUGGCGCGCAUGAUGCAUGGUCACGACUGGAAGGAUACUUUGAGAAGAGGAGCCUCGCGAACAAGCUCUUUCUUUGUCGACGUUUCUUUAAAACGAUGAUGGAGGAGGAUGAUGGUAUGCUGGAGCAUAUCAACAAAGUCAAGACCCUGGCGGAGCAGCUUGACGCGGUUGGUGCUUCAGUCAGCGAAGACGACUUGGUGAUCACGCUUCUUGGAAGCUUGAGUGAGUCGUACCAGUUCCUCAUCACGGCUGUAACGGGCUAA